Protopolystoma xenopodis is the source of this 581-nucleotide messenger RNA. NCBI's taxonomy places the organism in Eukaryota, Metazoa, Platyhelminthes, Monogenea, Polystomatidea, Polystomatidae. The record is from the annotation of a GenBank genome assembly.
CCCUGCCAAAUGGACCACUCUCUCUUUUGGCAGCUCUUGAUGGCCAGAUAUAUCUUCUCAACGGGCUAACCGUGUAUUCGACCACAUUGUCAACUACUUCGGUUCACCUUAUGGCUUACAUCAAUUUCACAAGCCAAUCGCAUGCCCUGCGGGCCUACUUUUUCCCCGAUGCACUUGUGUCCCCAACUCUUCAGUCGGUUCCUUCUAAUGAUGUCCCACCUUGCUUGCCCAGGGGUCUUCUCCCAAAGACCUUAAAUGCACAUAAUGGACAGAUACAGCCCAUUGCCAGCUGCAGCUUCCUCUGCCUACCUUCUCCAUCUCACGGAAGCGAUAAAAAUAUUGAAUCUGCCUCCACCACUACAACGAAUAAUACUGGCAGGAGCUACACUUGCGUCUGCCCCACUGGAGUGUCUACUCCGACUAUUGCUUCAACUGGUCAAUCCGAGGUAAGCUAUGGAGACGCAUCUAAUAUUAACCUUUUAUUUUUAUGUGAGCUUACAUAUAGAAUUUUGCUCCAAAAUUUGUUGUUGAGCUUAAUUACAUUUAGAAUAAAAAUAUUCGGUGAAGUGAUUCGAAGUUGA